CUGUUAAUUAAGUUGUUUAUUGAAACAAAAUUUAGAAAUGUGCAAGAACAAACCCUUGUUAAGAAUUAUGCAAGCGAUAACCCUCAUCAUAUUUUGACUACUUAGAUGAAGUUGACCAAUCAUCACACAAACAUGCUGCAAGCCUCUUCAUUCGCGUGUGACAUGUGAAAAAAUAUCAACACUUUUCAAUCUUCGAAAGUUCAACGAGGGGUUUUCUACCUCCACAUAGUCGUCCUCGUUGUUCAUCGCUGAACCAAUAUUCAACGUCUUCGUUGAACCACUUGACCCUCAUUUUCUACUCUUUCUUCCUUCACCGUUGAUCUCUAAUAGUUAUGGACCCAUCACAUCCGAUGUUUCCUAAAAGAGAGAGAGACUCACAAUAUCAAUUAAGUUCAAAGCGUCGAAUCACCCAAAAUGAUGAGCUCUCUUCUUUCGGAACAAGCCCACAACAUCAACCAAUUCAAGUAACCUAUAAUUGUGGACCCUCUUUUUCUAAAACGGGCCUACAAGUUAAACCACAUGGACCUUCCUCUUCUAAAACGGGCUCACAACUUAAACCAUUUCAAGUAAACCAAAAUUGUAAAGCGUCCUCUUCUAAACCAUUUAAAGUCUCCAACAAGAUAAUAUCUUCUAGAAACUUUAACACUAAGAAAACAUCCCCAAAGGUUCAAAGAACCACGGAACCUAAGAAUACUAACUCACCACUAUUCAAAAUCUCCAAUAAGAAAGAUGGAGCUAAGCUAAAACAUUUACGACGUCAUUCUGAUGAUGCAUCUUCAAGUUACAUAAUUGACAAAGAGAAACAAACCACAACCUUCGAAAACCAGUCUUCGCUGAUAACUCAUAGAAGGGCAAAGAACAAAGUAGAAUGUGCAUUGAAGCUUUUCCAAACCUAUGUCAGGGAAUCUAAUCUUGUUGGUUAUUCAAUUCCUAUAGAAGCGUCAAAAUUUUUGAAGCGCAGAGGCAUGUUUGUUCAUGACGGGAAAAAGAUUAUAGGAGAUGUCCCUGGAAUAGAAGUUGGCGAUGAGUUUCAGUAUUUUGAAGUACUCAACGUUGUUGGUCUCCAUCGUAAGAUCUUCAAUGGAAUUGAUCAUGUGAGAUACAAUGGGAUGUUUAUUGCAACUAGCGUUGUUUCAUGUCGAUUAUAUGAUGAUAAUUGGAUGAUGCAGAACUGGUGA
Molecule: messenger RNA, 1178 nt
Organism: Lathyrus oleraceus (garden pea)
Lineage: Eukaryota; Viridiplantae; Streptophyta; Magnoliopsida; Fabales; Fabaceae
Product: YDG domain-containing protein At5g47160
Exons: 2
Coding region: 333-1178 (281 amino acids)
Molecular function (GO): histone methyltransferase activity; double-stranded DNA binding
Source: RefSeq, a predicted model, not a curated record